GCAUGCUGCCGCGCGCCGUUGCCGGAGGAGCUGGAAGAUGGCGGAGCCGGGGCCGGACUGCAGCGCGCUGCUGGACGAGGAGCUCUCCUCCUUCGUCUUCAACUAUCUCACCGACAGCCAGUAUGAAGUGUCUGGUGAGGAGCACCUUUACUCCGAUUUCCCAGAGAUUGAUUUGUCCCAGUUGGAUGCCAGUGACUUUGACUCGGCCAAUUGCUUCAGCGAGCUGCAGUGGUGCUGCGAGCGCUCCGAAACAGAGUCCAGCCAGCACAGCACCGACGACUCUGAGCUUUUUCAGAUUAUAGACAGCGAGAAUGAAGCACUGCUGGCGGCUCUCACCGAGACACUGGAUGACAUCCAGGGAGACGACAUGGGCCUGGCUGCCUUCAGAAAUAUGGACGAGGGGGACAUGCCCAGCAGCGGCUACACAUCACCCACCCCCUCUCCCAAACCUGCUGCCCCUGCCUCGAGGGGGCUUCCUCUGGCCCCAGAGGUUGAUGAGCUGUCUCUACUGAAGAAGUUGCUUCUUUCUCCAUCCAAUGUGCCUGCAAGCUAUGAGAUUCCAAAAGAAGGAAAUGUAUGGCGACCCGGAGUGCCCAGAUCCAGGUCCCAGAGGCCCUGUACAAAGGCGGAAGGCGUUUGUGACAGGAAGUCCAGCUUUCUUCAGCCUCAGAGCCGAAGCUGCACCGAGCUUCAUAAGCACCUCACCUCCACCACCACCACUACUCACUGCCCACACACGAAAUCCAGCUGGCCCCCAGAUGAGUGCCAUGGCAGCAGCCACACCAGUGAGCUCCAGGGACAUUACGCCCCCGGUGGAGAGGACAGCGACUCCAGUGAAGAUUUGCCGAGCUUCGGAAACAUAGUGGCGACUCCUCCUUCCUCCUCUGAGGAAGGAAGCGGUGAGAAGGAGCUGCACGCGGCUGUGGAGCUUAUCCGCUACAUGCACACCUACUGCCUUCCCCCCAGAAAGCUGCCCCCUACAGGUCUCGCGGAUGUAAAACACCAGCAUUACCACAGCCCCUCCAAAAGAGCAAAGCCAGAUUGCCCCCUGCAAAGGCCUGCCCUCUGUGGCAAGGACACUCGCUCCUCUGGUUCUUGGCGUUCCUCUGAAGGCUGCAAGCGGUCUAGAGCCGCCUCCUCUGAUUCCUCCAUCUUGAAAGAGCUGCUAGCCAGAGACCUCGCGUACGACGUGAGCAAGCCAUACCGGCUGGCCAAGCCUGUGUACGCCUCCUUGGCCAGGUCACAACCUCCCAAAUCUCCACGGCCUCCGCCACUCGAGACCGGACAGGCUGCGGAGAUGAGUAAGGCCGUAGCUAAAAUGCCACCUGAGGCGAAAACUGGGCUGAGGCAGAGUGCCCCAACAGAGCCUGAGGCGAAGAAAGAGACCGGCAGCCCCGCAGAAGAAGAUGGCGCAAAGCGAGGGAUUCUGCUGGGCCAGCUAGCCUCCGGGAAGGCAGCUCGCAAGCCGGAGAGCUCUGUUUAUGCAGUCCGCCGCUCCAAGAGACUGAACCCGGAGCUAAGCCUCUGGCUGUCAUUCCUCGAGGAGACUCCCUCAGACGCUGCUAUCUCCACAGAGUCAGCGGGGGAGGGUGCAAGGCAGCCAUUUCCCCCCACAGCACCUUUACAGGACUUUGAUACAGAAGCACCAGCAGCAGAGGUAGAAGUGAACGAUGUGGAUGUGGUGGAGAGUGAAUGUCAGAGCCACCCGAUGGAGCUGCAGACCCCCUCUCCUGAGAGCUCCGGAGAGAGCGAAGCGUAUGAGAUCAAUGGGAUCCCGUGCGGCACCCUCUUGCACCAAACAGAAGCAGCCAGGCGUCUGUCGCUGCCCUUGGCGCAAAUUGACCCUACAUCUGGGAAGCAGAACUUCGAGCAAAUGUUGACUGUAGAGCUGUGUGGCACUGCAGGUCUCACACCACCAACAACUCCGCCGUACAAGCCUUCUGAGGAGGACCUGUAUAAACCCGACAUUCGCCAGAGACCAGCAAAGGAGACUGCUAUUGUCACCAGCUCUGAGCUGCAGCCAGCAACAGGCAACAGUGCAAACUCCAGGAAGAACCAGAAGAAACACCCAGUGCGGACUGAGCUGUAUGCCCACCUGAGCCGGGCUGCUGCCCACCCGUCUCACCUUGAGCACCAUGGGAUGCUGAAGCGCCCUUUCUCGCGCUCUUUUGGCGACCACGACUACUGUCAGGUCUUGAAGUCUGAGGCCUCACUCCAGAGGAAGGUGCUGAAAUCCUGGGAACCCAUGAGCCAUGUGGAAAGCCAGCACAAGCGGAGAGGGCCUGACGUGCACUAUCAGGGUGCGAGCGAAGAGGGCGCUUGUGAGGCCUCGGCAAAGGAGGGCAGCAAGCAGCUGAGAGACCAAGAGAUCAGAGCCAGCUUAACAAAACACUUUGGCCUCCUGGACAGUGCCCUGGAUGAUAGGGACAUGGCCUUCUGCAAGACGCCUGAAUAUGACACUGUCUUUGAGGACAGCUGCAGUGAGCUUGGUUCCCCAGUGGAAGAGGAGGAGGAAGAGGAGGAAGAGUGCUGCUCAAGUCCCUUGGAAUCCAAGAUGUGCCCAUACAAGAAUCCUCUUUCUAGAGCCAGUUUGCACUAUUGUUCCAGAAGCAGGUCUGGUUCUGAGUCUUCUUGUGGCAGGUCCAGGUCUCCAGCAAGCAGAUGGGCUUUCAGAUGCGAAAAUGGCAAGCAGUAUCAGGAUGGAACUGUGAGCAACCCAGGGCAGAUGGAGAAGAGACGAGAAAAAGCCAUUGGGGAAGGCCGGGUAGUGUUCAUCAAAAACCUCUCCAGCAGUAUGAGCUCCAGUGAACUGAAGCAGCGUUUUGAAGUGUUUGGCGAAAUCGUCGAGUGUUGUGUUUUGACCAGAAAUAAAAGGGAAGAUAAAUAUGGCUUCAUCACGUACCGGUGUUCAGAACACGCCGCCUUAUCUGUGAAGAAUGGUGCCUCACUGCGGAAAAGAAAUGAGCCCUCAUUCCAGCUGAGCUAUGGUGGCUUUGGGCACUUCUUCUGGACCAGAUACACUGACGUGGAUUCCAAUACAGAAGAAUCCUCCCCGGCUCCAGUAAAAAGUAAAUAUGAGACCAUGGAUUUCGACAGCCUGCUGCAGGAGGCCCAGGAAAGCUUGCAUCGGUAACAGCCUUAACCUUUGAGGAGUACCUCAAUACCUCAGUCAAGGCACUUCCAAUAUGUUUACGUUUUCAAAGAAAUGAUCAAGUAUACAACAAGAAUGAGAGAGAGAGAGAGAGACUUCUGUCCCUUUAAAUCGAUGUUUACAUUGAACAAGCUGCUUCUGUCUGUGAGUCUCCAUGGUAUUGAUGUUCCACUGCCACCCAUUAGUAUCUUUGCUUCUGAUUGGUUGUGUUAGGAUGAGCCUGCAAAAGCCUCCUGUUCCCUUCUUGUCCACCCGUUUCUCUGACUGGCCCCUCUUCCCUACUUCUGCCGUGGAGUUGCAGCUGUGUUCACCAUAACUUUUUUUUUUGUCUGUAGUGUGUGAUGAUAAAAAUUGUUAAUUGUGAAUAGAAUCAGGAUUGUAAACUAAUUUUUAAUAGAAGAAAGAAAUAUAUACUUAUAAUGUAUUUAUGGCUCAGAUGUACUGUAAUUCAGAUUUAUUGUACCGCUUCCUUGAUUUUUUAACUAUGCACUGUAAUGAGGCACUUGCUCCCCAGCAGAUG
Messenger RNA from Euleptes europaea (tarantolino), 3671 nucleotides. It is a transcript of the gene PPARGC1B, whose product is annotated as PPARG coactivator 1 beta. Gene Ontology annotation, biological process: positive regulation of transcription by RNA polymerase II. Gene Ontology annotation, molecular function: transcription factor binding; RNA binding. The transcript is spliced from 12 exons. Gene Ontology annotation, cellular component: nucleus. The coding region runs from base 38 to 3133 and encodes 1031 amino acids. Lineage: Eukaryota; Metazoa; Chordata; Lepidosauria; Squamata; Sphaerodactylidae. The record is from RefSeq and is a predicted model, not a curated record.